AGCGUCGACAGAGAGAGGCCAUUCACCGGGCGGGACCGAUGGCUGCUCGUGCUCCCCCCAGUCUCCCUCACGUCUCCAGUCUUAUGGACAGCGGGCUGGAUGACAUCAAAGUCCCCAGUUUACAGCCCCUGUCACCCACCAAGGGCCCCUCGCCCGCCCUUCCCAGCAUCAAGAAGACCCAGGUGGCAGGGACGGUGACUAGCAUGCUCAUGGAUCAGGGCGUGGACAACCUGCCCAUCCCCGUAUUGGAACCACAGCGAGUGAGUACUCGUUUCAGUGCCCCCCCUACUACCACUCAGGUUGAAUGUCCGAGGUUAACCCGCCGCGUGCAAUUUAAGAACCAACCUUUUGAGAACAUGAAUACUCCUCAACCGGUGCCCUGGGACGGGAAGGUCAGAUGGGCCUUGAGAGGCUGCAGUGUCUUUGAUAACCCUGACGACGAGAUGGAAGCGUUGCUGUACCGCCCAAACAUAGUCGCUAAAGAGUCCCCGGUAGAGCUUUGGGUGUUUCAGUAUGGCCUACGCUAUAUCCCCGCCAAGCACGAACGGGAUGUGUAUCGGGCUAUCACCAUUGAGAAACUGCCGUCGGACGUGACCAUGAAGCAAAUCUUGCCUCUUAUCGACGGCGAAAUCUACUCAGCUCAUCUCCUUGAUACCGUGCCCAUUACUGGAUAUAGCACCGCGCUCGUGACGUUUGUGAGCCAGACGGAUACCCUUCGCUUUUUACAGUCCUCAGGAGGCAAGCUCACGGUGGGGGCGGCACAGGCCAAAGUCACUCUGGUUCCGACUCCUACUUAUCCCAUGAGCGCGGGGAUGGCACGGCUGGUCCGGGACGGGGGCAAUACACGAUGCAUCUGUGUUUCGGGUCUUCGAGAGACUUUGAAGGGGGAACUCCACCGUGUCUUGGGCAAAUCGCCCUACAUCAAUUAUCUCGAGUGUAUGGAAGACGGAGGGGUAGCAGGCGAGGUGAACAUUCAGUUCCAUUCGAUUAAGAUGGCGAUUGCAGCACAUGCGAUGCUAAAGUGUCAUCCCAACUUUUCGGGCUGUAAGUUCCGGUUUCUGGAGGGGGUGAGACCGACGGCGCAGCGGCCUUGUAUUGGGAUCUGGGAUUGAAUAUCCGGCAAUCUCCGUCUCUCCAUGAUCACGGCUUCUAGCUAGUUACCUACUUGUACCUUUUCUUUAAAAUGCUCACUGCUGGAUUAAACAGUCAGGUGAUUAUCCAGCCAUUCGACUUUUCCCAGAUCUGACGUACUCAUGGUGCAUACACUAUAGACAGUCCCCGCAAA
Messenger RNA from Aspergillus ibericus CBS 121593, 1285 nucleotides. RefSeq lists its product as uncharacterized. The transcript has a single exon. Bases 39 to 1112 code for a protein of 357 amino acids. The record is from RefSeq and is a predicted model, not a curated record. NCBI's taxonomy places the organism in Eukaryota, Fungi, Ascomycota, Eurotiomycetes, Eurotiales, Aspergillaceae.